CUUUUAGUAAUAGCUGUUGCCAUGGAGACGGAAAAAGAGCUCACGAAACACCAGUCAUGAUUCUUCAGUCCUGGCCGUGGUGGAUGGGACUCACGACCAUGACAUAGCAUAUAUCGAUGAAACAGCAUGGAUACAGAUGUUCCUAACGUGGACACCGGCCAGCAGCAGCACAUCAAGCAGGAGUCUACUCAGCAGGGCUCCUCAGCGGACCAACUGUUCCAGAAGCAGCACCACCGUCUUCAGGUGGUAGGUGCAGGCGAAAUGACGCCGGAGGAAGGACAAGAGGUUGUUGCCGACCUCCAGCAGCAAACGAGGGUUCCUGAACGUCCAUCAAGUUCCUCAAGGACUCCUUGCCCGAAGUUCACCAAGAAAUGCGAUUCCUGCGGGCGGGAGUUCCACACUACAAACCACUACCUGGAACACGUGUGUGGGGCGUCGCCGCACGCGGGACUGAGUUGUUCGACGACGACCACCUCCCUAGAAGGUGGCGGCAACAGUAGACCUUGUUCUGUUCCUACCUCGCACUACCCUUCCGCGGGAGUCGGGGCUACAACCUCCAACAGCAGCAAUUUGUUCUGCAACGAGUUGUCCAACAGCUCGACUAGCGACGUGGAGAACUUCACGGGAAAGAUCGUGUACAAUCCAGACGGAUCGGCCUUCAUCCUGGAAACGCAGGGGGCCGACUCCGAGAUCAGCGAUGACGAGGGAUGCAGUGAAGUGAUGUUGGCGAAAGCGGCCGAAGAGGCGGCUGCUCGAGUUCCUGUAUCUUCUCAGCUCAUCCCACACAUGGUGAAUGCUCUGCAUAUCGCUAGAAAUCCUGCGCUGUACAGCGCCCUGUAUGGACAGGCUUACAGUUUCCUUCAAGAAAAAAAUAAAGUUCCUGAUAUCCCUGUUAUGCACAGUUUUAGGGUCUUCACAGUGCGCAACGUUGCCUGUGAGACCGCAGUUACUACUACAUCUAGCAAACUGGACGAGGACGGUUCGCAAAAGAGGCCGUCCCACGUCAACAAUGCUAACUUUCCUAUGGUAGACUAUUCUUCUGUACCGAUAAAACCUAUAUUAAUGUGUUUUCUCUGCAAACUUUCUUUUGGUUACGCAAAAUCAUUUGUGGCUCACGCCAUGGGUGAACAUAAUAUAAAUUUGAAUGAGGAGGAGAAAAAUAUUAUGUCUCAAAAGAACACUUCGGCAAUCAUACAGGGUGUCGGGAAAGAGAAAGAACCACUCUUAUCAUUCCUAGAACCUAUUCCUAGUUCUGUUUCUCAGAACAGUAUGGGGAGCCAAAGUGGUAACAUAUAUGCCCAGUCAUUGCAGAGCUCAUGUACCAGUUCCUUCGGGUCCACGGACCCCAUGACUAAUCUCUUGAAUGCUGUGUCCAGUGCAGUGGCUGGGGGAUAUGGUUCCUCGGCUAUCACGACUUUGGUUUCGGCAGUUUCCAGUCCUGUAGCAGCGCUUUCCGAGAUAAAACCAAGUGUCUCGAAAGCAGCUAUGAGAUCGACGCCAUCCCUGACUAGUUCCUUGUUGACCGCUGAAAGCGAUGAGGCCUUAGCACCAGAGUUUCAAGACUUGGUGACGAUUGAAAAGCUUGCAAAAGCUGCUACAGCAGCUGCAGAGGCGGACUCUGUUUCUUCCGUGUCACCUAGGGAGCGCAAAACUCCUUGCUAUAACGGUCAAAAUAACGACCUGCAGGAAGACCAAGAUCUACGACUAAAUCCUUUCGAUUUCAGUCCUCAUCCUACUUUACCAUCGGCUGGAUCGAUGAGUUCUUUGGACAGGCCCACAAGCGCUGGCAGCCACGAAAGCAUGUCUCCUGGAAUGUCCAGGGUUUCUCCUAAGAACAAUCCUGCACAGAGCCCUUUGCUAUCUACAGUUCCUUCUCCAUCGCCAACGACUAGCAGUCCUGUUUGCAUAUGUCCACAACAUCCUGACGGACGGACGAAUGGCGUGGAAUGUCCCAAGUGCGACCUUAUAUUAGGUUCGUCUCGAUCUCUGGGCGGUCACAUGACUAUGAUGCAUUCAAGGAACUCUUGUAAAACUCUGAAAUGUCCAAAGUGUAACUGGCAUUACAAAUACCAAGAGACUUUGGAAAUACAUAUGAAAGAGAAACAUCCGGAAAAUGACAUGAGUUGCAUUUAUUGCCUCACUAACCAGUCUCAUCCUAGAUUAGCUCGUGGGGAAACGUAUACAUGCGGUUACAAACCUUAUCGCUGUGAGGUUUGCAACUACUCUACUACGACAAAAGGCAAUCUCAGUAUACAUAUGCAAUCUGAUAAGCAUAUUAACAACGUACAAGAGUUACAGAAUGGUACACUACAACCUGAACAUGUUAUACCUCAGCAAACUUUGGCAGCUCCACCACCUAUGCCUACACCUCCAGCUGUGGAGGUGGCAGUUAAAAAACCUGUCACUACCAACAAACCAAAGGCAACAUGGCGAUGUGAUGUAUGCAAUUAUGAGACAAAUGUGGCUCGAAAUUUGAGAAUUCACAUGACAAGUGAAAAACACAAUCAUAACAUGAUGGUUUUGCAGCAAAACGUGAAACACAUGCAGCAAAUUUCCGCUUUCCAACAAGCACAAGCGCAAGCACAGGUUCAAGCUCAGGCUAUGGAUCCUAUGUUCAACUUCCAUCCUGGACUCUUACUGCCAUGUGACUCUCAACUUCAGCCGGAAGCAGCACUUGCAGAUAUGGCUUACAACCAUGCCUUGCUAAUGAUGGCUACACAGCAGCAGCAACAAAGAGCUAUGGCUGCUGCUGCGGCGGCAGCAGCAGCAGCAACUGGAAAAAGUUCCAUAGGGGCACCUCUUAAUCUCAGUGUUCCUCCUACCCUAGAUAUAGACCAUCCCGAUCCAUCUCUGAGGCCCGAUGUACCUUAUGAUGAGAAUGGAAAAUUAUUCCAGUGUUGCGUGUGUCACGUGUAUUCAGCCGAUAGCAUCGAGGCUCUCAACCAACAUGCUCAAUUAGAUCGCACGCGCCAGCGUGAGGAAGAAGUUUUGAUGGUUGUAGCCGGAACAUAUAUCUGCAAACUGUGUACUUAUAAAACAAAUCUAAAGGCUAAUUUCCAGCUUCAUUGUAAAACAGAUAAACAUCUGCAACGACUACAGCAUGUGAAUCAUGUGAAAGAAGGUGGUGCGAGUACAGAGUGGAAGCUAAAGUAUGCAAAUGUCAGUAAUCCAGUUCAAGUACGUUGCAAUGCUUGCGAUUACUACACGAACAGCAUUCACAAAUUGCAACUACACAAUGCCAACCCACGUCAUGAAGCGAAUGGGAGAAUAUUUGCACAUCUACAAAUAGGAGUCAAUUCAUUGAAAGCUGAAGCUCAUUACUUCCACUGCAGAUUGUGCAAUUUUUCAACGAAAGCGAAGUUCAACUUGAUUCAGCAUGUUCAUUCCAUUAGGCAUCUUCGGCAUGAGAAUUUCAGGCAAAUGCAGCUAAGAACAGAAGGAAGAGAUGUAGAUGAAGACGUGAGAGAUUAUGUGCUCGUGAAGGAGCUUAAAGGGAAUGAGAAAAUCAUCUUUGAUGCUGAUGUGGAUACUCCGAUGGUUGAUUUCAGCGAAGACGAAGCACCUAAAUCUGAUGACAAACCAAUUUCUCCCAAAUCUGAAGACAAAUCCAGCGAUUCCAGAUUGAAAAAAGCUUUAUUAGAACAGUCAAAGCCAAACAGCCCCUCGGAAAGUGCUUCGAAUCAAGAACCCACUCAUCGCUGUCCAUUUUGCAACUACACCAGCAACACAGAAGUACGAAUUCAAAUGCAUGUUGUCUCUCAACAUCUGCCACAAACAAAUACUAUUCCUUGUCCUCUGUGUCAGGAAGGUUGUAAAGAUAUCGGUGCAUUGGAAUCGCAUUUAAUGGAAAUACAUAAUGUGACAAAAGAAGGUGUUCAGAGACUCUUACUUAUGGUUGAUAUGUCUGACAUCGAGAACAAAACUGGUAGUCAACAACCUAAAACUAAGUCAGAAGAUCCAGUUGUUUCUAAGCGAGAAACGCCAGAACCUGAUGGUAAGACUUCUCCUGAUUCGAAGGAGCGUAGUCUCGAAGAUCUUGUAGAUGAUACCACCUGCUCAUUCUGUAAUAAAAGUUUCUUGAAUGUUGAUGAUCUCUUUACCCAUCAAAAUGAGUUCGGUCAUAUGGACUUGAAACCCACACCAACUGGCUUAGAGUAUCAAUGCUGGAAGAAAGGAUGCUUGCAAUACUUUAAAACAAUCAAUGCUGUGCAGUUGCAUUUUAAGGAGACCCACUCUAAGAAACCACUGCUGGCUGUAUCAGACAGGCAUGUAUACAAAUAUCGCUGCAAUCAAUGUAGUCUAGCUUUCAAAACUCUGGAGAAGCUACAACUACAUUCGCAAUACCACAUGAUUCGUGCUGCAACGAAGUGUGUAUUAUGUGGUCGUAGUUUCCGAUCAGUAAUAGCGCUUCAGAAGCAUGUGGAAACUACUCACACCGAUAUGACUAAAGACCAACUAGAGCAGUACAAAGCUAGUCUAGCAAAUAAUCCGCUGUUGUCUAGUGCAGGUGGCGGUGUUUUAGAUCCCCAAACCACAGAAUUGCUGAAGAAAGAAAGUAUCCGAGAAGAUAUGGAAAUCAUGGACGACUUAAUGGACGUUGGGGCUGAUAAGGAAAGUUCACCAUCUCACGAAACGGACUGUGACCAUUUGGAAGCUGGAGAGCAAAUUAUGUUGGAGGGUACUGGUAAUAAUCAAGAUGUUCUUGAGGACUAUAUCAAUAGUCAAAGCAUGGCAGAAGACAGCUACAAUGAUCCAAACCGAAAAUACAAAUGCCAUCGGUGCAAAGUUGCAUUUACGAGACAAAGUUAUCUGACCAGUCAUAACAAAACUCUUUUGCAUCGCAAAGGUGAAAAAAUGAGUUAUCCAAUGGAGAAGUAUCUUGAUCCUAAUAGACCAUUUAAAUGUGAUAUAUGUAUGGAAUCUUUUACUCAGAAAAACAUACUUUUAGUUCAUUAUAAUUCUGUUUCUCAUCUUCAUAAAGUUAAACUGAGUAUGAAAGAGAAUAACAACGUUACAACUACUUCCAUCUCAGCAGCUAAUAGUUCUUCUGCUAUUAGUACAGCAGGUUUCACUGCAACUAGUAGCAGCCCUAGUGUGUGUUCCUCUUCUAACUCUUCAGUAGUUAACGACAGUGAGAAAAAGCCGUUUAAGUGCAAUAUAUGUAAAGUAGCUUACAGUCAAGGCUCCACCUUGGAUAUUCACGUAAGAUCUGUACUUCAUCAAACUCGUGCAUCCAAACUUCAUGAGUUAGCUAUGACUGGACAGAUUGAUCUCACAGCUCCCUUGAUCGAACGAUCGGAGCAAUCAAAUGAACAACUUUCGCAAAUAGUGAUUCAGCAACCAACUAUGACUUCUGAAAGUUCCUCUUUAAUGCUGCCUCAGACCUCGCAGGUGUCGGGCACGUCCGCAAGUGUUCCUUCUUCUGUCCAAGCUCCAAAGAUCCCAGAUCUGACACAAGUUCCUCUAAGCUUCCCAGCUUCGUCUGCGGUUGCUACUAUCACCAGUGCCUCUCCUCAGCUCCACUUGUCGACUGAUGCGGCAGCAUCAAUGGCGCAAACUCUUGGUCUGACGCCUCCUGUUCCUCAGCCCCCCGUCCUACUUCCGUCUCAGGUGUCUACUCAAGCUCUGGUUAACUGCUCUAGGUGCAACGCGAUUUUCACGACUCAUGAUUCCUUACUCCAACAUCAACAGCUAUGUUGUUUUUUCAAUCCACCUGCUUCACAAGCAAAUUCUGUGAAAUCCAGCUCCAUGACAUCCUCAGCUACGUCUCAGCCUCCUCCACCUCCCACACCUUUUCCAAACAAUCAGCAACUUUCGGGUCGUCUCGCGAGCUCAAACGAAAAAGAUGAUCUGCAAAAAGCAGCACUUUCGUUCCAACCUCUUGCUGACGUUACGAACAAUACAACUCCACCUCAACUUAGUCCUCAAAUCAAUCAACUGGCAAACCAGUUACCUAUUAGACCACGAUGUCCGUUUCCUCGACCACGGCCAUUAGUGUAUAAGCAUUUAAUAGAGAGUUUUGGAUUUGAUGUUGUCAUGCAAUUUAAUGAAAAUAACCAAAGGCGCAGGAAAAGCGAAAAGAAAGAAUCCGAAGAAAAUUGCUUGAAAGAAAAUGUUAAUAAGACUCUAGAUUUAAGUAAACCUGAAGUUAAAAGUGAAGAACCGAAUGAAAAGACUGAUAUUGUGUCGAAAUCAGAAGAUGAAAUUAAAGAUACGAAACCUGACUUACCAGAAAUUAAUAGAUCAGUAUGUCACAUCUGUACGAAAGAAUUCACCAGCAUUUGGGUUUUAAAAACUCACCGGGAAGAAAUUCACAAAGAAAUAGUACCAUUUGAAUUUUUAGAAAAGUUUGCAGAUAUUUUUCGUCAAGAUUAUGAUAACAGAAAUGCAGAUCAAUUGCAGUUACAGACGUGUGAAGAUAAUUUGACUGAUACCAAUCCACCAACGCCAAACAUAAACUGUGAAACACCCCUGUGUCCAACUCCCUCAUCAAUUAGUUCCACAAAUCCACAGUUAAGUUCCACAACUCCACCAGCUUCAAGCGCAUCCUCGCAGAUCAGCGAUGUGCCCGCUUCUGUAACAGCUAACCAAAUGGCAGCUCAGUUGCAGUUAAACCAAUUCAUCAUGAGCAUGGGAUUAGGCAUGGGACUUCCUAUGGGAAUGAACCUUAAUAUGCCUUUUGCUGCUGCUGCUGCUAUGAAUCUUCACCCACCUUUGAUUCCGGUGCUUUUACCGCCCACUAUGGAUCCACUUAUGGCAUCUGCAUUUAAUCAUCCUAUGAUGUCUGGUGGCGUAGAAUCAAAUUAUUUCGCAGCUCAGCAAAAAAUGUUGCAACAUCAGCAGCAGCAAUCUGCAGCUGCAGCUGCUGCAGCAGCAGCACAGGCACAACAACAGAAAAGAGCUAGAACAAGAAUUAACGAUGAACAGUUAAAAAUAUUAAGAACCUAUUUCGAUAUUAAUAACUCACCAACAGAAGAGCAGCUUAUAGAAAUGUCAGAAAAAUCUGGCUUGCCACUUAAAGUCAUUAAACACUGGUUUAGAAAUACAUUGUUUAAAGAAAGGCAAAGAAAUAAAGAUUCUCCUUACAACUUUAACAAUCCUCCCUCUACCUUCCUAAAUCUAGAAGAAUAUGAAAAAACUGGUGAAGCUAAAGUUAUACCCAUUAAUCGUAAUGAUUUCUUAUCAAAAAUAGAUGCUGAUUCAACAAAUCAAAGUGAAGAUGGGCGCAGUAUAGCAGAUGACACCGAUUCUUCCCAAGAGGACAAAGAUAAGCAUGAACCAAACGACUAUCAUUCUCAUGUUAUCGAAGAAAAAAUUUCGACACCUAAAGCUGAAGUUCCUUUGCCCAUGUUGCCAGUAUCUACAUCAUCAGUAUUGUCACAUUCAUUGACUCAUUCAACACCAAUCGACAUGAUGAAUACAAAUAAGGAUGACAGUCCUAAAGAUCUCCACAUUAUGCAUUCUGAAUCCUCUUCUUCUUCACCUCAGCCGUCCAUCAAUUUCAGUUCAAUUACAUCCAUGACGGGCCCUAUCAUUCCUAACGCAUCCGCAUCUCCUCCCACAUCAGAUUCUCCGCGGGGUUUCAACAGUCCCUCGUACUGUGGUUCAAGUUCAGUUGGUGGUGGCACUGGUAGUGGUAAACGAGCGAACCGAACACGAUUCACUGAUUACCAAAUUAAAGUACUCCAAGAGUUUUUCGAGUCUAAUGCAUAUCCAAAAGAUGACGAUCUGGAGUAUUUGUCUAAAUUAUUAAGCCUCAGUCCUAGAGUGAUUGUGGUGUGGUUCCAGAACGCUAGACAGAAAGCUCGUAAAGUGUACGAGAACCAGCCACCCAUCAAUACAGAUGAUGAUAGCGCUGGAAAAUUUCAGAGAACUCCGGGUCUCAAUUAUCAAUGCAAAAAAUGCUUGCAAGUUUUCCAGCGAUACUACGAGCUUAUUAAACAUCAAAAAAGUUCUUGUUUCAAAGACGAGAACCCCAUCGCUGUUCAAAUGAAAGCCGCAACUGCAAUCAUGGAUGAAAAAUCUCAAGGUAGUAGUGUUUCUGAUACAUCCUCGAUCACUAAUAGGACGCCUGACAAAUUCGGACAAAAUGGAACGUAUCGUUGUGAUAAAUGUAGUUUAUCGUUCCCACGUUUCGAUCUGUGGAGGGAACACCAAAUAGUGCAUAUCAUGAACCCCAAUCUGUUUCCUAACUAUUCUCCUAACUCCUCUUUUGGAAUUCUACAGUAUGAGGCCCAACAACCACCUACGCCACCACUGAAAAGAAAGUUGUCUGAGGAAGAAGAAAUGAAAGAUUUAGGAGAUCAACCGAAAGACAAACGCCUUCGAACAACAAUUUUACCUGAGCAAUUGGAUUAUUUAUACCAGAAAUAUCAAAUAGAGAGUAAUCCCAGCAGAAAAAUGCUAGAGAACAUAGCCAGGGAAGUUGGCCUGAAAAAACGGGUCGUGCAAGUGUGGUUUCAAAAUACUAGAGCCAGGGAAAGAAAGGGACAGUUUAGAGCUCAUCAGCAAGUAAUUCACAAGCGUUGUCCAUUUUGUAGGGCUUUAUUCAAAGCUCGAUCUGCAUUGGAGUCUCAUUUAGCAACUAGGCACGCCGAUCAGUAUACUAGAGGUGACAUCAAUAUAGAUUCUUUGCCAGAUGGUGAAAUCGAUUCUAACCCAGAAACGCCCUCAGCAUCAAAUGCUUCAGAAGAUGUUAAAAAUAAUUUAUAUCCAUCCUUUUCGUCUUGUACUACUACUGCAGGUUCCACUGCUAGUUUUACGACUCAAAAUUUGGAAUCUGUUCAAAGUUCCAUGAAGAAGUAUUAUGAAGAUUCUUUGAAAAAAUAUUUGGAUGAGUUAAGCAGUGCAAAUAAAGAAGGAAACACCAGUCCAGUCGCUGACCUCAGUAUGAAGCAGCCGAAACCAUCUGAAGAUAAGCCUCCGGGACAGGUAGGAGAUACUCCUUUGGAUCUGAGUAAACCUGUGAAAGUCACCAUUGAUGGUGAGAAAAGCAGUGAUGGUGCUCCAACGAACCUGAGUGAUAAGAGUUCUGAAGACGCCAUGAAUAGGAGUUACAUGAGCUGCGAUGAUGCAAGAUCUGAAACGCAUUCUGAAUCCACUGAAAAUAUGGAUUUCGAAGAUCAUAUGGACAUUUCACAUGGAAGCAACCCUACAUCGCCGUCGAGUUCUGGUCAUCAGGGUUCCGGCGGCAGUAAAAGGUUUCGGACACAGAUGUCCACCAUACAGCUGAAGGUGAUGAAGUCGAUAUUUGCAGAUUACAAAACUCCCUCAAUGGCAGAAUGCGAAACCCUAGGCCGAGACAUAGGCUUACCAAAGAGAGUUGUGCAAGUAUGGUUUCAAAAUGCUAGAGCAAAGGAGAAAAAAGCGAAGUUAGCUUUUAUGAAAGCCUUUGGUCAUGAGAUGGAUAUGCCUAAGGGUCCCGAAGAGUGCUCCAUCUGCAAAAUUAAGUACAACAUCAAGUUUUCGAAUACAAGUAUGCAAGAUCACUUGUUUUCUAGACGUCAUCUCGAAAAUUUAAAAGCGCACAUUACGAAAAUAAAAAAGCUGACAGAAGGUCAAGAUAACAUCGACAGGCUGGAUCAGUCGCCUGUCACACCCAACAACAUGCUGAAUCAACUUGUCCAUUCUCAGCAUAGUAUGCAUCCAGAAGACACAGACCUAAAUGCGUCUCCUGGAACGAACCAACCUAGUCUGAUGCAACAGCUACACAUGAUGGGACUGCAACAAAUGCCGGGAAUGUCAGUGCCCAUGGGCUUGCCUGGUUUCCCAAAUUCGAGCAAUGGCCCAACCAACAUGAUUGGCCUCAAUGCCGCAGGAUCUCCACCGACUUCUUCCAUGUCCUCGAUCACUGCACAGUCAACCAAGACCGAUGCUAAAUCAGCACCUCUGUCCAACAAAUGCAAUAACAGUGCUUCGGAGAGCCCCGAUCUAAAGACUUCUUCGGACCUACAGCGACAGAGCCCAGCGACGUUUGCAGCCAGUCAAGGUCAGCAACGGAAAGAGGACAAGAAGGACGUUUCCGAUGUCAUGAACGGGAGCACCACCAGCAACAGUGCGACUAACGCCCUUCCACCAUCUCAGCGAGUCGGAAACAUGACAGACUUCCCAAUGCCCACUACAGAAGCGGGGGGUUUGCUUCCUUACAUGUAUGCUGGAUUUCCGGGCUACUAUGCUGGACUAUCGGGUGCAUUCUUCCACCCAGGCAUGUAUCCAGGUAGGAACAAACUAUGACCAGAUCCCCAACCUCUUUAAGCCCCUUUACUGUGAUGUUGUGUAGCUGUAGUUGUGCAAAGUGGACUCAUUUGCUCUUUUCUAGGGAUGUGGAACUCUUACCAUUUCAUCGUUUUCUGAGUUUGGUUGAAACUCAGAUUUUAGCAAUUAUUUUCGUGCUUAUACGAUGCAAUUCCAUACCAUGUACAUGUAAUUCAUCAUUGUGUUAGUAAUUUAUUAGCCAUUUUUUCAUGCAGGGUUGAAUACAAACAGCAAUUCACGUGCUUUUUUUCACUUCACUUUUUUCUUUCAUUCUGGAAUGGGAGAAAAAGCGUGAUAGUAUAUAUUAGUAGAUUUAUUUAUCAUUUUUUCUUCCAACUUUCGCAAUUUGUCUACGCACUGCUAGGCUGUUCAUCUAAUUAAUUCGUCUGCUGCUCUUUUUGCAUUUCUUUGUUGGCAUUCUUCUUACAAUUCUUUCCUUCAUAUUCUACUUACAUGCACUUCUUCUUUUAAAGCAUUUCCAAACGAAAAAAAAAAUUGCUUUUAUGCAUCUCUCGCAGACUUCUAAACUUAUCCAAAGCAUUUUUUGCUGCUCUAAACUCCACCAUUUUAAACACUUAUCUCUCUUUCUUCUAAGUGCAAAUACUCUUAUUUGCCCUGUUGUUUUCCUGUUUAUCUUGAUCAAAGUGUUUUAAUCGACGAAAAAUUACAUUGAAAUCUUCCUGAAUUAACUUUUUUUUUUCCUUGAAAAUUUAACCCCAAGAGAAAUAUUUUAUACAUCUAAAGUAAAUAAUUUUUUUUAAAAAACUAUUAAAAAUAAAAGUAUUUAUUGGUACCGUUAUAAAAUUCAUCACAAAGUGCCUUUAUCAUCAACUCAAGUGUAAAAUAAAAUGAGAUAUACCUAAAAUGUUUUAUGUUUCAAAUGAAUUUUAAGUUCAAGUUAUUCUAACGAGUCUAAGUUGCAUCUAUCGUUGUAACCUAAUUAAAAAUACAUUUCGAGUAUGAAUAAUUUUUAAUAAAAUGUUCUAAAGAUGCAUUUUUAAUGCAAAAUUCAAGCAUUUAUGAAUUGUUUGUGUAUAUAGUUUCUUCGAGAAGCAAUCUGUUUUUGUUCCCAUAAGCAAAGAUCGUCCUUAAAUGGUUAUACACUCACAAAACAAUCAAAAUAUUUUGUAUAUUGAAUGCUAUAGUGAAAUCUUAUCAGUGAAGUUUUGUUUUCAAUAUUUCGCCUAAUAUUUUUGUGAUUAGAGAAAACCAAUUAAAACGCAUUUAGUUUUAAAAUUAAAACGCGGCACAUAUGGAAUAGCUUGUUUUCCGAUAGCAGAUUGAUCAAAUGAUGUUUUCAAGUUGAAUACAAAAAAUGUUAUUUAUUAUUGUACAUGUUUGAAUGUUCUUGUGAUUCUCCCUUAAAUUUAUGGUACUUUAAUCCUCCUAGGUGGCACACUCCACGGUUAAACGUUUUAAAAUGAUCGUCAUAAAAUUGGCAACCAUUUUUGAACGUUUCGCAAUCGGUUUAAAAUGGUCGCCACAACGUUGACAACCAUUUUUAAACGUUUCAUAAACGUUUUAAAAUGGUCGUACAAAGUCGACAACCAUUUCAAAACUUUUGUGAAACGAGUAUGCUACCUGAGCUAGUGCCUUAGCUCUAAAUAAGCUAUUUUUGCUUUUUAAAAUUUAUAUGCAUGACUGCUGUAUCAGCAUGAUUAUUCUGUCUUUCGAGCAUGUUGUUAAUUUAUUGUUUCUUUUUUUCUUUUUAAUAGAUUUUAUGUAAAAGUGCACUUUUGAACAUUGUAGAUAUUUAAAUUAUAAACGGUUUAUAUGCUGGUAAACUCUUUUGUAUCUUUAGCCCUGUUGUUUAUGUAUUGAGACAUUUUUAUUAAUUUUGUUUGUACAUAUGUGAAAGAUGACGCAAAUGCAUUUUUUAUGUUUGCACUAAGUCUUGUAAUGAUAGUUCAAAACUUGAGCUGUGUAAAAUAAAACC
Uloborus diversus is the source of this 12190-nucleotide messenger RNA. RefSeq names its product zinc finger homeobox protein 3-like. The transcript is spliced from 3 exons. The record is from RefSeq and is a predicted model, not a curated record. Gene Ontology annotation, molecular function: DNA-binding transcription factor activity, RNA polymerase II-specific; zinc ion binding; RNA polymerase II cis-regulatory region sequence-specific DNA binding. Gene Ontology annotation, biological process: regulation of transcription by RNA polymerase II. Gene Ontology annotation, cellular component: nucleus. NCBI's taxonomy places the organism in Eukaryota, Metazoa, Arthropoda, Arachnida, Araneae, Uloboridae. Bases 127 to 10233 code for a protein of 3368 amino acids.